AUGCCCGUGAGCGAUUUGAUAACAGCCCUGAAGUCGAAGGACGUUCAGUACACUCUCAUGGAGCGUCUAUUCGCGCUGGACGGCACGAAAGACAUCUCGGGAGUGACGAUACUCGUCCCGCGGUCCGACGAGAUUCCCUCGGCGGGAACCUACGCCAGGCUUGACAACACGACGCGCAAGUACAACCAGGCGAUCGCAGACGCGCUCAGGGUCAUGGAUGUAGCCGACAGCUCGCCAGAAGUAUAUAGGGUCUGCGACGGACCAAAAGGGGGGUGGGAGAGGGGGAAAGGGGAGGAGGUGGGUGAGUGGGUGGAGGAGGAGGAGGAGGAGGAGGAGGAGGAGGAGGAGGAGGAGGAGGAGGAGGAGGAGGAGGAGGAGGAGGAGGAGGGGGAGUUUCCAGGGCCCAUUACGGGUUGUCCCGGGCCCAGCUCUUGCUCAUGCCUCGUAUUUAACAUGUCUGUGACUUCUUAG
Molecule: messenger RNA, 471 nt
Organism: Closterium sp. Naga37s-1
Lineage: Eukaryota; Viridiplantae; Streptophyta; Zygnematophyceae; Desmidiales; Closteriaceae
Source: the annotation of a GenBank genome assembly